AUGAACAUUAUAAGAUUACAGUAAAUAUUGAAAAAAGAAAAUGACUCUGAACAUGAUCUUUAGAAACAAAUGAGUAUGUUUGUCUCCAAUUUAUUAGAUGAUGGAAAAUUAAUUUCAGGAUUUAUUUUUAUCUGGGAAUUUCAAUAAUAAAUAUAAGAAAUAUUAAUGAAUAGGAUGCAAUUGUAUUAUAUUUAUCGUUAAAACAAUAAAAAAAUGUAUAUUUAAUCUGAGUAGAAAUCUAAAACAAGCCAUUUUAUAAAAUAAUCCAAUUAUUCACUUCAUAAAAUUAGCAUAAAUCAAUCUAAAAAUUGGUCCACUUACUAAUUAAUUAAAUAUUCAUAUGAGUUGGAAUGCAGAUAACCUUGAAGAAGGUGAACUUAAACCAGUUGAUUCAACUCCAGUUUGGGGUGGUGAAUAGAGUGCAGGUGGAUGGCAAGUGGAUGAAGUGAAAAAAACUCAAGACUCAAAAUAGGGUCACGAUGAAAUAAAGGAGAAUAAAGACAGCAAUGGUUAAAAUGGAACUGCAGUAGAAUCAGGAGGAUGGGGAGAACAAAAAUAAUAGCAAUAAUCAUCUUGGGGAGAAACUAAAGCUGAUAAUAAUGAUAAUGCUUGGGGUUCAGGAACUACAGGAUUUGGAAGUACUUCAACUGCUGAUAAUGGAGGAUCAUCAUGGGGAGGUGGAUCAAAUUCCUGGGGAAGUGGAGGAAAUUCAGAUAAUUAAUUUUAAUCAGAUCGACCAAGAGGCAGAGGAAGAGGAGACAGAGGAGAUCGUGGAGGUGGUUUUAGAGGUAGAGGAGAUAGAGGAGACAGAGGCAGAGGUGAUGGAUUUAGAGGAAGAGGAGAUAGAGGAGAUCGAGGAGGAUUUAGAGGAAGAGGUGACAGAGGUGGAGAUAGAGGUGAAAGACGAGGAGGAUAUAGAGGAGGAAGAGAUAAUGGCGGAAGUUGGGGUGGAAAUUCAAAUAAUAAUAAUGGAGGAGGUAAUACUUGGGGAAAUAAUGGAGAAAGUAAUUCAUGGGGAAAUUCAGAAAAUAAAGAUAAUUCUGGAGGUGGUUGGGGAAGUACCACAACAAAUGAAUAACCUGCUUAGAGCGGUGGAUGGGGAAGUUCAACAGAACAACCAGCUCAAUCUGGAGGAUGGGGAAAUUCUACUCAAUAACCAGCUCAGUAAACAUCAGAAGGUUGGGGAAAUAAAACAGAUUAACAACCAUAAUAAGCAGAAUAAACUUAAGGUGGAUGGGGUUCUACAACAGAAUAACCAAAAUAAUCAACUGGUGGUUGGGGGUAAACAACUGAAUAACCAGUUUAAUAAUCUAACGGAUGGGGAAGUUCUACCUAAGAGUAGCCACCCUAAUAAUCUGGAGGAUGGGGAUCAUCAAAUACUGAAUAACCUCCAUAAUAAUCAGGAGGAUGGGGAUCAUCAACAACAGAAUAACCACAAUAAUAAGGAGGUUGGGGAUCAACAACAUAAGAUUAACCUUAAUCAGGAGGAUGGGGAUCUACAACCGAAUAAGCAACAACAUCAGGCGGUUGGGGAAAUAGUGAUCAACCAGCUUAAUCAAGUGGAGGCUGGGGAGGUUCAUCAGAUUAAUAAAAUGGAAAUUCUUGGGGAGGAUCUGGAGAUGGGCAAAGAGGUAGAGGAAGAGGCGAUAGAGGAGGAUUCAGAGGCAGAGGUGAUGGUUUUAGAGGAAGAGGAGAUCGAGGAGGAGGAGACGGAUAUAGAGGAAGAGGAGAUGGUUAUAGAGGAAGAGGAGAUCGAGGAGGAGGAGAAGGAUAUAGAGGAAGAGGAGAUAGAGGAGACAGAGGAGGAUUUAGAGGAAGAGGUGAUAGAGGAGAUAGAAGAGGUGGAUUCAGAGGAGGCAGAGAUAAUGAAAAUUCAGGUAAUGGUGGAAGCUGGGGAGGAUCAUCAAAUGAUUAAGGUGGUGGAGGAUGGGGAUCUUCAACAACUGAAUAACCUGCCACAAGUGGAGGUUGGGGAUCUACAGCAACUGAAUAACCUGCCUCAAGUGGAGGAUGGGGAUCUACAGCAACUGAAUAACCUGCCUCAAGUGGAGGAUGGGGAACUACAGCAACUGAGUAACCUGCAACAAGUGGAGGUUGGGGAACUACAGCAACAGAAUAACCAGCUUAAAAUGGAGGUUGGGGAUCCUCUAAAACAACUGAAUAACCGGCCUUAAGUGCAGGUUAGGGAUCAACAGCAACUGAAUAACCAGCCUAAAAUGGAGGAUGGGGAAGUACAGCAACAGAAUAACCAGCAUAAAAUGGAGGUUGGGGAUCUUCUAAAACAAAUGAAUAACCAGCUUAAAAUGGAGGUUGGGGAUCUACUGCAACUGAAUAACCUGCAGCAAGUGGUGGUUGGGGAACUACAGCAACUGAAUAACCAGCUUAAAGUGGUGGUUGGGGUAGUACAGCAACUGAAUAACCAGCUUAAAGCGGAGGAUGGGGAAGUACAGCAACAGAAUAACCAGCUUAGAAUGGAGGUUGGGGAAGCUCUGAUCCUCCAUAACAAAGUAAUGGUGGUUGGGGAAGCAGUAAUAAUGAUUAACAGUAAUCUAAUGGAUGGGGUUCGAAUAAUCACUAAUCUAAUGGAAAUGGUGAAAGAGGAAGAGGCCGAGGUAGAGGGCGAGGUCGAGGUGGAGAUAGAGGAGGAGAUAGAGGAUAGAAUAGAGGAUUUGAUAGAAAUAAUAAUAAUGAAAAUGGUGGUGGAGGAGAUUUCCCAACAUCAAAAAGAGUUAAACCUAACCCUGUAGUUAUUACAAUAUCAGAUGACGAAAAUGGUAAAGCAUCUCCUCAAUUCAGUGAGGAUGAAUAAGAGAAAGCAAAUAUAAUUAAUGAAGCCUUAAAAUAAGCAGUUGAUGCCAAACCAAUUAAAUUAUAAUUACCAGAAUUAGAUGCUAAAUUUUCACCUCUUUUUAAUCCUGAACCUGAUCCUGAUAGUUUAAAAACUGAUAAUUUAUGUCAUUUAAAGGGAGGUCUUUAUCCUCAUGAAUAAUAUAAAAAGGUGAAAUUUGUAUAUACAGGAGGAAUUAAAGUAGACUCAGAUAGAUAGCCAGUUGUAAAUUUAGUUACUUUUGAUAAUGAUUUAGAAUUUAUUGAAUCUUGUCCUAAAGUGGAUUUAGCUGAAAAAUAAGGAAUCGAAACUGUGUUUUUGAGUCCGUUAAUAAAUGAAUAUAGAAUUCUUAAAAAUGAAUUAGUAUAAUUAAGAUAAGAAGAGAGGAGAACAUAAAUUAGGAGAUAAUACAUGGGGGUAGUGGAGGGAAUAGAUAAAUAAAAUUAAGAUUUAAUAUGUUAAGUUGGAUUAGCAUUGCUGAAAGAAUAGAAAGCAAUAAAAUUGAAAUAUGGAUUCUUAUUUGCUGAAUUGACACUCUUUCAUAUUAAAUAAGUAUUUGGAAAUUUGGAUUAUGCAGAACAUCAAUCAUUAUAAGCAAUAGAAAAAGAGUUGCGACCAACUAAUUUAGUUUUUGUUGUUUCCAUAACUUAGAAAUGGUUAAAUGAUGUGCCAAAAUUGAAAUGUAGAAGAAGAAAAGAGUUGUUAUGA
Messenger RNA from Paramecium primaurelia, 3535 nucleotides. The record is from the annotation of a GenBank genome assembly. Lineage: Eukaryota; Ciliophora; Oligohymenophorea; Peniculida; Parameciidae.